AUGCAGGCAUGGUUUAUGGAUGAUAGCAAUGAAGACCAGAGACUUCCUCAUCAUCGUAACCCCAAAGAGCUUCUCACUAUGGAUUACUUGGCAGAUCUGGGAGUAUUGUACUGGAAGUUGAACCCUGAUAACUAUGAGCAUGAUUCCGAGCUAGGCAAAAUUAGAGAUGAAAGGGGUUAUGAUUACAUGGAUUUGCUGGAUCCGUGUCCUGAGAAAGUCAGCAACUACGAGGAGAAGCUGAAGAACUUUUUCACAGAACACAUUCACAAGGACGAAGAGAUUCGUUACUGUUUUGCAGGAAGUGGCUAUUUCGAUGUUAUGGACAAGGAUGACCGUUGGAUCCGAAUCUGGAUGAAACCGGGAGAUCUCAUUGUCCUUACUGCCGGGAUCUACCACCGCUUCACUCUCGACACCAGCAACUAUAUCAAGGUAUAA
Eruca vesicaria subsp. sativa (arugula) is the source of this 435-nucleotide messenger RNA. The record is from the annotation of a GenBank genome assembly. Lineage: Eukaryota; Viridiplantae; Streptophyta; Magnoliopsida; Brassicales; Brassicaceae.